This is a messenger RNA of Perkinsus marinus ATCC 50983, 602 nucleotides long. Its product is annotated as ADP ribosylation factor 1, putative. Gene Ontology annotation, cellular component: cytoplasm. Gene Ontology annotation, biological process: intracellular protein transport; vesicle-mediated transport. Gene Ontology annotation, molecular function: GTPase activity; GTP binding. NCBI's taxonomy places the organism in Eukaryota, Perkinsozoa, Perkinsida, Perkinsidae. The record is from RefSeq and is a predicted model, not a curated record. Bases 1 to 552 code for a protein of 183 amino acids. The transcript has 5 exons.
AUGGGUAUGUCCUUGAGUUCGUUGUUUCAGAAGCUCGUGGGUAAGGAGGAGAUGCGCAUCCUCAUGGUCGGCCUGGAUGGUGCCGGCAAAACUACCAUUCUUUCUAAGCUGAAACUCGGCGAGGUGGUCACAACAACACCGACUAUUGGUUUCAAUGUUGAGACGGUUGAGUAUAAAAACAUAAGUUUCACGGUUUGGGAUGUCUGUGGACAAGAUAAGCUCGGUCCAUCGUGGACACUCUAUUAUAAGAAUGCUCAAGCUGUCGUCUUCGUCGUUGAUUCCAACGAUAGGGAUAGUGAGAGGAUGGAUGCUGCCAAAGAAGAGCUCCAUCGCAUGCUCAACGAGGAGGAACUAAGAGAUGCUUGUGUUCUAGUUUUCGCCAACAAACAAGAUCUGCCCAAUGCCAUGACCAUCACGGAAGUGAGAGAGAAGUUAGGACUGCAGUCUCUGAAACAUCGUACUUGGUACAUACAGUCGGCUUGUGCUACCACUGGCGAUGGACUCUAUGAAGGCUUCGACUGGCUCAGCAAGACCCUUGCCAAUGCGAAAUAGGAUUUUUGAUUACGAGUCGUUGAUUACUUUUUUAUAUAAGGGAUAUCGUC